ACGUCGUGGAUGAUGCAGAGGAUGUUGUAUUACUAUCCCCACGACGUGCUCAGUUACCUCAGACAGUUGCACGAGCAGGUCGCCCCUCUCCUGCAUCAGAUCUCACAGAGAAGCCGGGUGUUAUUUCUAUCCCAAAGUCGGUUCAGGACGCACGCUGGCUGGGUGCUGUUCAAUAUGAGAACCGCUUUCGGUGACGCGUCCAGUGACUGGAGCGAGAUGUUGUUGAUGUAUUAUCUCCGUCAGUAUGGAAACCACCACCUUUCUCCCAGCCCGCCCCACGUCUCCUACACCUCUCCAACACCCAUCACUGGGUCUCUCCAGCAACACUCCCCCGUCCCCCAGGGUCCAGCACCCAACACUGUGAGACCACAAACUACCAGGAGCAUCAGAGACCAUCUGGACCCCAGAGAGACAGGUGGUGGAGUGUGGUGGUGGGACACUGGUGUGCCGCUCAACCUGGCGGGGAUCAGUGAGUGUGAGGCACUGUACCGUCGAGGGCUGGCGUCUCACCCUCUCUACAACGGUCACCUCCUACAGUGCCCUGACCCCCAGCACGCAGGCAGAGCCACCCUGGGAGACCUGGUUACCAUGCUGCUCAACCUCAUAUGUAACUCAGUCCUCGGGGUGCAUGAUGGUGCCUGUUGCCAGUGACGUGGAAGUCAAGGUUAAAGAAGCAGAAACAAAGGAAUGGAUUUGGGUGUUCCCUCAAAGCUCAAGGUUUCUGUUUCGUUUUUUUCGUUUUUUUUAUCCUCGCCACCAACGUCGUAUUUGAAGAAUCUUGCGUUGUCUUAGCACCCAAAACUGACACUUAUUAGAUGGUGUUUCAAGACCCGGGUAAUUAGCGCACCUAUUAAUAAGACAAGACCAUCCGUUGUUCUUGUAGUUAAUUCAUAUCAUUAGGUCCUUUAUUUAUUAAGUAACUUAGAGGUUAAGGAUAUAUUGACCUCUGUGCAACUGUUGUCCGUUCUUAUGCUUCAUUGUUUUAAUUUCUGAAUAUUGAUUUUUUUAAUUGAAAAAUUGUCAUUAU
Homarus americanus (American lobster) is the source of this 1027-nucleotide messenger RNA. RefSeq lists its product as uncharacterized. The transcript has 2 exons. The record is from RefSeq and is a predicted model, not a curated record. Bases 10 to 651 code for a protein of 213 amino acids. Lineage: Eukaryota; Metazoa; Arthropoda; Malacostraca; Decapoda; Nephropidae.